Messenger RNA from Durusdinium trenchii, 1626 nucleotides. Lineage: Eukaryota; Dinophyceae; Suessiales; Symbiodiniaceae. The record is from the annotation of a GenBank genome assembly.
AUGGCGCAGCCUCUCACCACACGUAAGCUGCGGAACCUGAAGCUGGCCAGUGGAGAGGGCGAUUACCAAUGGCUUCUAGUGGCGCUCCCCGAUCGGCAUGGGGCGGCCAUACCAGUGCUGCGCAGAGCGCGCGGGGUCAUGGUGGCAGUGCCCGAUGGCUUGUUUUCAGCAGAAGAGCUCGAGCAAGGGGCAAUUGGAGAAGAUAUACCCGAUCUAGGACCUGUCCUCCAGAGAGAAGUUCUGGUAGAAGGCAAGGAAGAUGGAGCAACUGUCUCGGUUCUAGUUUUGGACUUUCCAGAAGCCUCCUUUUCAAAGCUCAAAGUCUUCAGCAGUGGACGGAGGCCGGCCUGGCCCGAAGGCACUGUGCAUUUCCAGUGGGAAGAUGUGGUGGUGCGACCAGACCGGGACGACUUGGUGGAAGCAGUGAGGAUGUGGGUAGACGAUGGGUUGGUGAGAGCGCCCGACGAGUACCACACAGCCUUAGAGGACGAAGCGGCUCCUCAGCCAAAACGUGGUCAGGCCCCUCAAGCAGAUGUCCUCGAGGCGGUCCUCACCCAGCUGCAAACUUUGGCGGCUCAAGUGAACACGCUCCAAACAGACAUGGGCCAGAUGAAGGCCCAGCAGCCUGCGGCUUCAAACCGAGCCCCUGGAGCGCUAGGCCAGAUAGCAAAGAUAGCUGGGAAACCACCUCUCACACGGGCUGUUCCCACCCCAUGUCCACCAGCUGCUCCAAAUCCAGACCUAGAUGGCGAGGAGUGGGACGAGGAAGCAGGUGGCCUUAUGGAACAGACUGGGGAUGUGGAUCGCAUGCUGAAGCUAGCACUGUUGAAGUUGGUCGACAAGAACACCAAAAGCAAGAAGAAGAAAGUGGGUCUUGCUUUGGGAGCGAGCUCGGGCAGCGACGAAGAGGAGGACCCACUUCGCCGCUUGUCUGGGGCAAAGGGAACCCUUCUACAGGAGCGACUCCGGCAAAGCAUGGACAACAGCCCAGCCGACUACAUAGCAGCCAUCGAAGCUCUGGCUGCCUCAUGCCUCGGCCAGACCACAGCAUCCCCCGAGACAAUGGAGAGAUAUUGUCGAGAGGAAAUGCCCAUUGGACAAGAUCGCAACAUGGGCCAUUUAGUAUGGGUGAUGACCAAGGCAGCAGGCCUUUUGCGAGCAAAGCAGCACGAAAAGGCACACCUUCUGCUCCUUCUGGGUUUAGCAGCUGCAGAGCAGUUCAAGUUAGACCAGAAUUGGAACACUGCCUGGCGGUUGACCCAUCUAGCCCAACCACCUUUCCCCGAAUGGAGAGUGAGAGAUCCAAAUCUUGUGCAGCUUCGACAGGACUUCGCUCACAGCCGACUGAUCCACAGCACUUGGGCAGCAGCCGUGUCCGCAAAGCUCAAGGACGAGGAGAUGCUGGUGAAGAGACGGGGCUACCACAGGACAAGCAAUCUCAUGCCAGAGAAAGGGGGGAGGAAAAACAUCCGAGAAAGGUAUGGGCCGGGGCCGUGGAAAAAAGAUGGAGGAGGAGGGCGCAGCAUGAAGCCGAUCACCUUUGAUGAUUGGCCACGCUUUUUGCUGAAUUCGACGUUGGACAGACUUCUUGGGGAGCGGCUCGAGGGUUGCGCAUGCGUCCUCUGA